This is a messenger RNA of Rubroshorea leprosula, 872 nucleotides long. The record is from the annotation of a GenBank genome assembly. NCBI's taxonomy places the organism in Eukaryota, Viridiplantae, Streptophyta, Magnoliopsida, Malvales, Dipterocarpaceae.
AAUAAAUGAAAUACCAUCAAGUAACAAGCCAAAAAAAUAUAUAUAUAAAAUGGGGAAAAUUAUGUAGAUGAUGUGGAAGAAUCCACCACAAAGACCCCCACUUGCUGUUAAAUUAUGGUUUCCAUGUAGCAAAGCCAUGAGGAAUUUAUAACAUCUGUUUUUGAAUUUGCUGUGUAAAAAGCUUUCAAGAAUCUUCUGUGCUGCUUCAUGCCGACAGUCUUCUUUUUGCUUUGGGUCCUCUUAAAUACCUUUCUUACAAUCAUGGGGAUGCAUUGGCCAAUUAAUCUGCUGCAUGAAUAUCACCAGCUUUGGAAUGUUUAAAAGAGAAGUUACCGCAAAUAUGAUUUUGCUAGAAAAAAACCCUUGACUUCUCGCCCUGCCUACCAAAGCUUGGAAUAAGACUUCCACUUCUUUCAUGGUGGGCCUCCACUCUCUCAAACACACAAAAACCAGGAGAUAUGGAUGACAUGGAAACAGGUACAAGUGCUCCUCCAGCUAGAACUAGAAGCUUUGGUCUCAGGUCCUUCCAAGGUUGUUGACCCGCAUACUGAAAAUUUUUUGCUUGCCCUUUCCCAGCCAAAAGAUACCUCUCAAUGCCAAAAAAAUUCAAAGUCCUCGGUUCCUUAGGCAAACAGUAAUCAUGUUCCCGAAAUACUAACACUUGACAAUCUUAUGGGGGUCUCUCCAGUCCAACAAAAUCUUUGUCAUAUGCUUCUGUCACCAGAAAGAAAGGAGUUUAACCAACAGAAAUGAGCAGUAAUUAGUGUUAUCAACAUGCAAAACCCAAGUUCUUAGCCAAAGUUGUAACACAUCAAGUUUCACACCCACAAAACCUUAGCCAAAGAGUCAACUAAUAAAUAUCUUAGCAGGAA